AUGUCCUACUUGCUUUCGACCACCAAGAAUAUCCUCCACAGAAAGUCAAGCAAAGCCGCCAUGUCUGUCCCACCACCUUCUCCGGUGACAAUCGCGGUCAUUGGAUGUGGGCAACGUGGGAGAGCCUACGCAGACUAUGCCCUCCAAGCUCCAGAGUUUUGUAAGGUUGUAGCUAUCGCAGAGCCACGUCCGAAAACGCGCAGUCGCUUCCAGCAAACCUACGAUGUAGACAACACUCUCGUAUUCAACACCUGGCAAGAGCUCCAUGCUGCAUCUGAAGAAACUCAAAAGACAAUCGGGUCUCGAUUGGCAGAUGCUGUCGUUGUUGCAGUUCAAGACCAAAUGCACAAGGAGGUGGUUCUUGCGUUUGCCGCCCAAGGCUACCAUAUUCUGUGCGAGAAACCGAUGGCCACCGACCUUGAAGAUCUAAUCGAAAUGGAGGAAGCUGUUGCUCGUGCUGGAAUCCUAUUUGGAAUGGGCCACGUCAUGCGAUAUUCACCAUACAGCCGCCAGAUAACUGACUACGUUCAAUCGGGGACGCUGGGUAAACUAGUCAACAUAGUACAAGUCGAGCCAGUUGGCUACUUCCAUUUCGCUCACUCGUAUGUUCGCGGAAAUUGGGCAACCGAAAAAUCAAGUUCUUUUUCGCUCAUGACCAAAUGCUGCCACGACAUAGACUUGAUUUGUUUCUGGAUGACGCCGUCGACUCCCGCACGAGUGUCAUCGUUUGGGUCACUCCAACACUUUAGGAAAUCAGCUAAACCUCGAGAAGCUGGCUCUGCGACUCGUUGCCUCGAAUGUCCCAUCGAGAAAGACUGUGCUUACAGUGCGAAGAAGAUUUACUUGGAUGCUGUAACCCGAGGCAAUACCGGUUGGCCCGUAUCGCCAAUUGUGGAUGGUCUACCGGACAUCGAGAAUGUCACGGAAGCACUUACCAAUGGGCCUUACGGGCAAUGCGUCUAUGAAAGCCCAAACGAUGUGUGCGAUCACCAGGUCGUUAAUCUCGAGUUUUCAGAUGGCUCUACCGCCUCGUUCACCAUGGUCGCUUACACAUCGCUUAUCUGCGACCGCCAAGUCCGUCUCCACUUCACCAACGGCGAGAUUGUCGGAGACAUGACGAGUUUUACCGUCCAUGAUUUCCGCACCGGGAUGCGCAAGUCAUUCACUCCUCUGAACGAGGGUGGCGGACAUGGUGGCGGUGACUUGGGGCUCAUUCGGGCUUUUGUGCAAGCAGUACGAACUGGGAGGCAAGAUGCUCUGGGAACGACCCUUGAAGAGAUCGUCAAGAGCCAUAUUACAGUGUUUGCAGCCGAAUUAAGUCGAAGAGAAGGUAGGGUGGUUGAUUGUACAGAAUUUGAACGGACAAUCAGAGAGAAAGUUCGGGCAGCUAUAGCAUCGACCGUAGCUGCCCCGACCAUGAACGGAACAAGUCAUUAG
This is a messenger RNA of Mycena indigotica, 1437 nucleotides long. RefSeq names its product GFO-IDH-MocA domain-containing protein. Bases 1 to 1437 code for a protein of 478 amino acids. NCBI's taxonomy places the organism in Eukaryota, Fungi, Basidiomycota, Agaricomycetes, Agaricales, Mycenaceae. The transcript has 4 exons. Gene Ontology annotation, molecular function: nucleotide binding. The record is from RefSeq and is a predicted model, not a curated record.